Rattus norvegicus (Norway rat) is the source of this 1793-nucleotide messenger RNA. RefSeq names its product ring finger protein 150 (gene Rnf150). Gene Ontology annotation, cellular component: membrane. Bases 7 to 1320 code for a protein of 437 amino acids. Lineage: Eukaryota; Metazoa; Chordata; Mammalia; Rodentia; Muridae. The record is from RefSeq and is marked provisional. The transcript has 7 exons.
AGAGAGAUGACAAUGUCUCUCAUCCAAGCGUGCCGCAGUCUGGCUCUCUCAACAUGGCUGCUUUCCUUUUGUUUCGUGCAUCUGCUCUGCCUGGACUUCACCGUGGCGGAGAAGGAGGAAUGGUACACCGCCUUCGUGAACAUCACCUAUACGGAGCCCGAGUCCGGGGCCGCGGUAGCGGGCGGUGGUGGUGGCGCCGAGCUGCACACAGAGAAGAGCGAGUGCGGGCGAUACGGCGAGCACUCGCCCAAGCAGGACGCGCGCGGCGAGGUGGUCAUGGCCAGUUCGGUCCACGACCGCCUGGCUUGCGACCCCAACACCAAGUUCGCGGCGCCGGCCCACGGCAAACACUGGAUAGCCCUCAUCCCCAAGGGCAACUGCACCUACAGGGAUAAGAUCCGGAACGCGUUUCUGCAGAACGCCUCCGCCGUGGUCAUCUUCAACGUGGGUUCCAACACCAACGAGACCAUCACCAUGCCCCACGCAGGUGUGGAAGACAUCGUGGCUAUAAUGAUUCCUGAGCCCAAAGGGAAGGAGCUAGUGAGUCUGCUGGAGAGGAACGUCACCGUGACCAUGUACAUCACCAUCGGCACCCGGAACUUGCAAAAAUAUGUGAGCCGCACGUCGGUUGUGUUUGUCUCCAUCUCCUUCAUUGUCCUGAUGAUCAUUUCCCUGGCAUGGCUGGUCUUUUAUUACAUCCAGAGGUUUCGGUAUGCAAAUGCCAGGGACAGGAACCAGCGCCGACUGGGAGAUGCCGCAAAGAAAGCCAUCAGCAAACUCCAAGUCAGGACCAUCAGGAAGGGUGACAAGGAAACAGAGUCUGAUUUUGAUAACUGUGCAGUCUGCAUAGAAGGAUACAAGCCCAGCGAUGUGGUCAGGAUCCUGCCCUGCCGGCAUCUUUUCCACAAGUCCUGUGUGGACCCCUGGCUUCUAGACCAUCGCACCUGCCCCAUGUGCAAGAUGAACAUUCUUAAGGCCCUAGGGAUCCCGCCCAAUGCUGACUGCAUGGACGACUUGCCCAUUGAUUUCGAGGGCUCUCUAGGAGGCCCACCAACCAAUCAGAUCACAGGAGCCAGUGAUACAACUGUCAAUGAAAGCUCAGUCACUCUGGACCCUGCUGUGCGGACAGUAGGAGCCCUGCAGGUGGUCCAGGACCCAGACCCCGCUCCUCAGGAGGGAGAAGCCAUCUUUACAACUAACAGUGACCAAGAGCCAGCAGUGAGCAGUGAUUCUGACAUCUCGUUAAUUAUGGCCCUGGAAGUGGGGCUGUCUGAUGUAGAACUUUCCACCGACCAAGACUGCGAGGAGGUGAAAUCUUGAGAAGGUAGAAAUGGACAAAAAGAAGACAUAGGAACCAGGGGGACAGGAAGGAAGCAUGCUCCGAGAAUUGAACUGGAUACACGGCCUUCGGGUCACCAUGGCAACCCCUUCAGGUCACCAUGGAAACCUUGAACUCUGUUCAGGGGCAGUACGAAAGCAAUAUCCAAAGUCUCCAGAGUCAGGACUCGGGUUCCCAUCUCUGCGACAGCCUGUGGCCUUGAUGUGGGAGUUGAAAGCUGGAUCCCUUGGUGUCUGUGCACACACGGCAAACCGGAAGGAGACCUUCACAGCUUCUUCACUUGAUUUCAGCCUCUCCCGUCUUCUUGCUCUUGUUUGGGAAAGACGGUUUCGGUCCCUCAGCAAUUUCUUUUUAAAGUUGAUGUGUAGUUUCCAAAUCAAUCCCUCUGUUUUCCCUUUGAUUCACCCCAGCCCGUGUACAGAGGUCAGUUUAGAAAUUCUGGUUGCUGCUCUGA